UGAUAUUUACUUUAAAGUAUUUGGGGUUUUAAGGUUGCCAUAUAGAAGCAGUGCCUCCACAUAUAUUACAUUGUCAAACUAUUAGCCACAAAUAUGUCGAAAGUAAGUCCGAGCGGCCAGAGGAGCGAUGCCCAGUUCAGUCCUACCAGAAUCAGCAGACUUGAGGAGAAACGGCAGCUCAUGAAUCUCAACGACCGCCUGGUCGUUUACAUUGACAAGGUCCGCAACCUGGAGUUUGAAAACAACAAACUGAAUCUGAAAAUCGGCAACAACGAGAAGGUGAGAAGCAGAGAGCUGGGCGGCCUGAAAGCUCUGUACGAGACGGAACUCGCCGAUGCCAGACAUUGUUUGGACGACUCCUGUAAACAACGAGCUUGGCUCGAGAUCGAACUUGGACGACUUAAAUCUGAACUUGAUCAACUUCUGCAAUGCUACUGCAAGAGGGACUCCGAGGCAGCAGGAGCGGAGGCUCGGCUCAAAGACUUGGAAGCCCAGUGCAACACAAAAGAUGCCAUGCUUGCUACAGCUUUGUCUGCAAAGGGUGGCCUGGAGACCUCUUUGGCCAGCAUGCAAGACCAAAUACAAGAGUUGGACUCAGGUCUCACUAAGACAAAAAAGCACCUUACUGAGGAGAUGCUCCUUCGGGUCGAUUUGGAAAACCGCUGCCAGAGUUUGUUCGAGGAGAUAAACUUUCAAAAGAACAUGCAUGAGCAGGAAGUGAAGAAGGCACGUCAGCAGUACGAGAUGGACUCUGGGCGAAAGGAGUACGAGUAUAAGUUCACUCAGGCCUUGGCUGCCAUGAGAAGACAGAAUGAGGAGCAGUUAAAGAUCUACAAAGACAGCAUGGAGAAGACCUACAUCUCCAACAUUGAGGAACUGCGUUGUAUGUCUGAGAAGAAGGAAGCAGCAGCCAUCAUUGCCCGAGAGAAUCUGAAAAAGGCGACUUUAAGGAUCGAGAGUCUCAGCUCCCAGCUGGCAGCACUACAGAAGGAGAGUCGCAGCUGGCGUGAUCGCAUCGCGGACCUUGAGGCGGCGCUGGCUCAGGAGAAAGACACGUGCCGCAAACUACUGGCGGAAAAAGACCAUGAAGUGGCUGAGAUCCAAGCAAAGAUGCAGAAACAGUUGAAUGAAUAUGAACAGCUGUUGGAUGUUAAAUUGGCUCUGGACAUGGAGAUCAAUGCGUACCGCAAACUUCUAGAGGGAGAAGAAGAAAGAUUAAAUCUCUCCCCCAGCCCUUCCUCGAAUGUAGCCGCGUCGCCAGUCUCUUCUAGCGGCCGCAGUGUUCGUACAACCCAUGGAAAGAGGAAGCUUGUUAGUUUUGAGGAACAGGAAGCCAGCAGUCCUGUGUCCAUUGCUCAUCCCUCCUCAGCCACAGGACCCAUAAGUAUUGAUGAAAUCGAUACGAAUGGCAAGUUUAUACGCUUCCAUAACUCUGGUCCUGAGGACCAGGCCAUGGUGGGCUUCCAUGUAAUUAAAACUAUUGGAAAUGUGACCGGCCACUUUAAGUUCUCACCCAGACAUAUCAUGAAGGCUGGUCAGAAAAUCACGGUCUGGGCAUCUGAUGCUGGUGUGAGCACCAAACUUCCUACAGAUCUGGUUUGGAAAAACCAUUCAUGCUGGGGUUCAGGUCAGGAUGUUCAUGUGGUUUUGGUCAACUGCCAGGGAGAGGAAGUAGCAGAGAAAAGCAUGACUUACAAGAUGACAACAGAUGAAGGUAACGACGAGGAAGAUAAUGAUGGAGAGAAGGAAGAGCGCUUCUACCAGCAUCAAGAUGAAGAUAUGGCCACCAGAGGCUGCUCCGUCAUGUGAUCCCUCUUGGCCAAUCAGCAACAAACAUCUCAGAAUCCCUCCCGCCAUUCAUCUGCUAGUUAUAUUACCAAAAUUAUUAUUCUAUCGUCAUUUGACUUGCUCUUUUCCUACACCAGCAGAAUUGCUUUUAUUAAGUAAUAUACUGGAUUGGAACUUUUAUUUUGAAAUGUGUGUCAAAGUCAAGUGUUUAAAAGCCAGGGGUCGAAUGAGUAGUUUGAUGUGUAUGUGUUUGUUUAAAACGACCACUGGAAAAUGUGUUUUUUCAUAAUUUGUUUUUUAAAGUAAAACAAAAAUGAAUAAUGUUAUAGUUUGUCUGAUUUUACAAAUAUUAGUUCAAUUAAAUGUGGAAAUACAUGGAUGCCAUGUAUAUAAUUGUCAUUUUUGCUAACCCAUUUGAGAUGCCGAGUUCACCCGAAAGUACAGUUUGACAUGGAUUUGGGCGUGUAUGUGAACAAAUGUAGACGAUUAUAACAUAGAGAAAUAUUUAUGCACAAAAGGCAAGUUUGCUGACAUACAAAAGUGAAGUGAAUUAUAUAGCGCUUUUCUCUAGUGACUCAAUGCACUUUUAUAUAGUGAAACCCAAUAUCUAAGUUACAUUUAAACCAGUGUGGGUGGCACUGGGAGCAGGUUGGUAAAGUGUCUUGCCCAAGGACACAACGGCAGUGACUAGGAUGGCGGAAGCGGGGAUUGAACCUGGAACCCUCAAGUUGCUGGCACAGCCACUCUACCAACCGAGCUAUACCGCCCGCAAAACACAACGUCCAGUUUCCAAAAAAUUGGAAAUGUGGACUCGUCAGACCACAGAACACUUUUCCACUUUGCAUGAGUCCACCUUAGAUGAGCUCGGGUCCAGUGAAGCCGGCGGCGUUUCUGGGUGUUGUUGAUAAAUCGCUUCCGCUUUGCAUAGCAGAGUUUUAACU
This is a messenger RNA of Nerophis lumbriciformis (worm pipefish), 2729 nucleotides long. It is a transcript of the gene lmnb1, whose product is annotated as lamin B1. The record is from RefSeq and is a predicted model, not a curated record. Gene Ontology annotation, cellular component: nuclear envelope; nuclear lamina. Gene Ontology annotation, biological process: heterochromatin formation; nuclear envelope organization; nuclear migration. Gene Ontology annotation, molecular function: structural constituent of cytoskeleton. Lineage: Eukaryota; Metazoa; Chordata; Actinopteri; Syngnathiformes; Syngnathidae.